This is a messenger RNA of Caenorhabditis angaria, 2977 nucleotides long. Lineage: Eukaryota; Metazoa; Nematoda; Chromadorea; Rhabditida; Rhabditidae. The record is from the annotation of a GenBank genome assembly.
AUGUCAGUAGCAUCGCAUUCAAAACGAAGAGUUUCAUAUUAUUAUGAUGGUUAGUUCUUGAAAUAUUUCAAAUUUUAAUAGAAUUUUUCAGGCGAUGUUGGAAAUUAUUAUUAUGGACAAGGACAUCCAAUGAAACCACACCGGAUACGUAUGGCACAUAAUCUUAUCCUUAAUUAUGGGCUUUAUCGAAAAAUGGAAGUUUUUGUGAGUUUUUCGGGAGGAUUUAUCUAAAACGGGGAAAAAAUAUGAGUCGGGAAGAUUUUUUUCUAAAAAAAAAAGUUCUGACCUUGUAUAAUUUCUUUACAAAUUCAUCGUUUCAUAGUCAGUCCAGAAUUCAUUUCUCUAAAAAUAAUGAGCUACGGCUGUCCAGAAGUUUAAUGGUAAUUCAAGAAUGUUGCCACAUUAUAAAAAAUUUACUGUUUCAAAAAUUCACGACCAUUUCAUUCGCAAAAAUAUUUUUUCGAUAAUAGAUCUUUCGUUUGUUCCAAAGAACUAGAAAUGUGGUUUCAUCAUAUUUCAAAUAACAUCAUGUAUUUUCAGCUAACGAAACUUGAAAAGUAACCAAACAUUGAAAAAAUUAACACUAAUUAAACCCUACAUUUUUCAGCGACCAAAACCAGCAACAUUUGAGGAAAUGACCAAAUAUCAUUCGGAUGAUUAUAUGAUGUUUCUGAAAAAUAUUCGAUCUGACAAUAUCACAUCUUUUGCAGAACAAAUGGCUAAAUUCAAUGUUGGAGAGGUUCGUAUGAUUUUUAGUUGGAAUCUAUUCUCCAAAUUUUUUUCAAAAAUCUUCCCCAGAGCAAAAAGUUUUAUUUUUUCUAAUGUUUCCAGGAUUGCCCAGUUUUUGACGGUGUUUAUGAAUUCUGUCAACUGUCUUGUGGUGGUUCUCUGGCCGCCGCAGCUCGCAUAAAUCGAAAAGACACAGAUAUUGCGAUUAAUUGGAUGGGAGGAUUACAUCAUGCAAAGAAAAGUGAAGCGAGUGGAUUCUGCUAUAGUAAUGAUAUUGUUCUGGCGAUUUUGGAGUUGCUCAAACAUCAUAAGGUUGGUUUUUCCCUAUAAAAUAUGUAAAAAUCUAAAUGUGUCUAUUUUUCAGCGGGUUUUAUAUGUAGACAUUGAUAUACAUCAUGGUGAUGGAGUUGAAGAAGCGUUUUAUACAACCGAUAGAGUUAUGACUGUUUCAUUUCAUAAAUACGGUGAAUAUUUUCCGGGAACUGGUGAUUUGAAAGAUGAUGGAUUUGGAAAAGGCAAAAAAUAUGCGCUGAAUUUUCCGCUUCGCGACGGAAUCGAUGAUAUGACGUAUGAGCAGAUAUUUAUUCCGGUUAUGGAUCGAGUUAUGAUGCAUUAUGCGCCUGAAGCGAUUGUUUUACAAUGUGGAGCUGAUUCGUUGACUGGUGAUCGACUUGGUUGUUUCAAUUUGACGUUGAGAGGUGUGGUUUUUGCGGGGAAGAAGGGGGAAUUUGAAAUAUUGGGUCAUACGUCGCAUGCUUGAGAAUCAAGGUUUUAUGAACUCUUUUCCAAAAAUCGAUGUAUUCUGAAUUUUCAUCACAAUUUGUAUCAUUUUCCUAUUUCAAUCUGAAAUGUUGGCUUUGAAAUACCGCGAGAUUUGCGCUAUUAAUGAAAAUAUUUGAUAAUAAAUUAUAUCAAAAUUCUGAAACGUAUAUUUUUUUUGCUUCUGAAAAAUUCGAAUUUUUGCGCCAAUUUUUCAAAUUUCUCUAUUUUCGGCAGAAAUGGAGCACUUUUUCCUUAAAAUUUAUCAAUAAUAUGGAUUUUCAAGUUUUCAUAGCUGAAAAUGGAAAAGGAAGGGGCGGGGGUCUUUUGUCCGAAAAUUUAAAUAAUAAGAGGGUUUAAAAAAUUUUUCAAAUUUGGAAAUGUUCCGAGAUUUUUUCCAAAACGUUUUCUGUUGAGCAUUUUUGACACAAAAAGAGCCCAUGAUUACUGUAGAUCUAUAAGAACUUGAAAAUCUACAUUUUUGACAAAGUUUAAGCUCACCAAAAACUGAAAAUUUUCUAUUUUCUUCUUCACAUUUCAAAAACAAAAAAUACGUUUCAAAAUUUUUAUAUAAUUUAUUAUCGACUGAUACAAAUUUAUUCAAAAUCGCAAUUUUUAAUAUUUGUGAAAAACUUAUUUGAAUUUUUUUUCGAAAUCCACAUCCCUAUUCAUGUUUCUCCUCCAACUCUUCUUCUUUUCAGGUCAUGGAAAAUGUGUGGAAUACAUGAAAAAGCUGAAUAUUCCUCUUCUUUUGGUUGGCGGCGGUGGUUAUACAAUUCGAAAUGUUUCUCGUUGUUGGGCUUAUGAAACUUCGAUUGCACUCGAUACUCCAAUCACCAAUGAUAUUCCAUUCAAUGAUUAUUUCGAAUAUUUUACACCUGAUUAUAAACUUCAUAUUCAACCAUCAAAUAUAAUUAAUCAGAAUUCGAAAGAAUAUAUCGAUGCGACUAUGGUUUGUACAUAUUUUACGAAUAUUUGUCAAUUUUCAAAUUCUAAUUUCCAGGUUGUUUUAUUCGAAAAUCUUCGUGAAAUCGGAACUUGUCCUUCUGUUCAAUUUCAACCAUUGGGAGAUGAAGAUGGAAUUGUUCGAACAUAUGAGAGAAGUGUGAUUGAAGAUCAAUUGAAUCCAGAUGUUCGAGAAAGUACAUUGGACACGGAUACGAAAAUUGAGAAUGAAGCUGAAUUUUAUGAUGAAACUGAGAAAACCAAGGAUGUUCAGGUAAUAGAAAAUGGGAAAUUUAAGGGCUGGGGGAAGUGGAAAAUGGCUCAUUUUUCGAAUUCUUGAAUAAAAUUUCGUAUUAUUUUUUAAAUAUAUUUAUCCAAUUUUUUCCAUUUAUUUUGAUUUUUUCCUGAAAAGAGCUUCCUAGAUUCUUUAAAUAAUUCCAAUAAAAAAUCACGCUUUUUCAAUUUUCAGAGUCAUAAAAGAUCAGCUCAUAGUCCACUUCGAACUGAAGAUGAAGAAUCGAAAAAAUCGAAAGUCGAUGAAUAA